AUGAUCGCCGAUCGGAAGAUUAUACAGUGGCAUCGCGGGGAGAAUAAUUCGGUGGUGAUGGACGGGGCGAAUUUUGUGAUCGAGUGCAGAGGGACCACCGACUGGGCACGCCGGGCGGCCAUCGUCAAGCGGACCCGCGAGCUCGUCGAUGCACAUCCGCGCUAUGCCACGACCAUCUUCGACUAUGACUCCACCAUCUAUGACAUCAUCAUCUCCGUCAAGGCCGAACUUAUCCAAGCCGUCGUCGUCACCUUCCUAUGCAUGACCAUCAUCUCGGCCGUGUCGAUUCCCGAGUUUUUCGGGUCGAGCCUCGCCUCGAUUUCCAUGCUCAGCACGUCGGCGUGUAUGCUUGGGUUCCUCUCGCUUUGGGGCUGCGGCCUCGACCCGAUCGUGAUGAUCAACGUGCUGAUGGCGAUCGGGUUCUCCGUCGACUUCUCCGCCCACAUCUGCUAUCAUCACCAUGUGGCCCGAAAAACGGAGCUAUGGGAAGGUAAGAAGGAGCGGUUGAUUCAAAUCCUCCAAGCCGUCGGCCGCCCAAUGAUUGAGGCGAGCCUCUCUACGAUAAUUUGUAUGCUGCCGCUUUUCCUCGUCGAUAUCUACGUGAUUACCUCAUUCGCCAAGACUGUUUGUUUAGUCGCUUCGAUCGGUCUCCUCCACGGUCUCAUCCUCAUCCCAUUGAUACUCACGAUGGUGCCCGCAAAGUAUUGC
Messenger RNA from Mesorhabditis spiculigera, 708 nucleotides. The record is from the annotation of a GenBank genome assembly. NCBI's taxonomy places the organism in Eukaryota, Metazoa, Nematoda, Chromadorea, Rhabditida, Rhabditidae.